AUGGCUGAGCAAGAUGGAUUCAUCCACCUGGGACGUCCGCUUCCCUCUGCGGGCGCACAACCCACAAUUGCCCCCCUUCGAGUCGUGAUCCAACCUCAGGCGCUCUUCUCCAUCCUCGACCACUGCACUCGCCGACCCCUUGACCAACCCCGAGUGAUUGGAACGCUGUUGGGAACCAGGUCGGACGCCGACGAGUCCCAAAUCGUCGUCCACUCCUCUUUCGCAGUCAGUCACACGGAAACGACAGACCAGGUCGAGGUGGACAUGGAAUACCAGAAGGCUAUGCUGGCCCUGCACCUUCGCGCCAGCCCCAAGGAGGUUCUGGUGGGCUGGUACGCGACCAGCUCGGAGCUGAACACGUUUUCGGCCUUGAUCCAGAACCACUACAGCAGCCAGGGCGAAGGCACUUACCCGUACCCGGCGAUCCACGUCACUGUGGCAUGCGAGCCUGGCAAAGACAUCGAGGUCCGCUCGUACAUUUCGUCCUCCGUCGGCGUCAGCCCCGAACGGGCCGCCGACUCGGCCGCCUUCAUUCCCGUCCCGUACACCGUCAACUACAGCGAAACCGACCGAGCAGGAAUCGAGACCCUUGAGAAUGCCAAAGACAACGACAGUCAGACGACGACAGUCCUGACCGAGAUUGAAAACUUGGAACGGUCGUUGGAAGAUACGCUUGGCAUGUUGGACCGUGUCUCCAAGUACGUGGAGAAUGUGGUUGAAGAGGAGACGGAGCCUUCAACUGCAUUGGGACAAUUCCUCUUAAACACGCUGGCAUUGGCACCCAAGGUCGACCCUGCGGAUAUCGAAAAGGACUUCAACAACCACAUCCAGGACGUCUUGACCGUGUCUUAUCUCGCCAACAUGAUCCGUACCCAGAUGGAUUUGUCGAACCGAUUGGCGACCGCACAGUUGACUAUGGGCAGUGGCGACGGCGCCGCUGCGGGUGCGGGAUCUACGGAGAAGGACGGACGCAGACAAAACAGACAGGGUGGAGGUGGAGGUGGACAAACAAGGCAGAAUCGAGCGGAAAGUGUGUCAUUAGCGAAUAUUUGA
Messenger RNA from Capronia coronata CBS 617.96, 1053 nucleotides. RefSeq names its product eukaryotic translation initiation factor 3 subunit F. Lineage: Eukaryota; Fungi; Ascomycota; Eurotiomycetes; Chaetothyriales; Herpotrichiellaceae. The transcript has 2 exons. Gene Ontology annotation, cellular component: eukaryotic translation initiation factor 3 complex, eIF3m. Gene Ontology annotation, biological process: translational initiation. The coding region runs from base 1 to 1053 and encodes 350 amino acids. Gene Ontology annotation, molecular function: translation initiation factor binding; metallopeptidase activity; translation initiation factor activity. The record is from RefSeq and is a predicted model, not a curated record.